Messenger RNA from Melospiza melodia melodia, 6168 nucleotides. It is a transcript of the gene ATE1, whose product is annotated as arginyltransferase 1. NCBI's taxonomy places the organism in Eukaryota, Metazoa, Chordata, Aves, Passeriformes, Passerellidae. Bases 25 to 1605 code for a protein of 526 amino acids. Gene Ontology annotation, biological process: protein arginylation. Gene Ontology annotation, cellular component: cytoplasm. Gene Ontology annotation, molecular function: arginyl-tRNA--protein transferase activity. The transcript is spliced from 12 exons. The record is from RefSeq and is a predicted model, not a curated record.
GGCUCUGACCUGAGGCGGGCGGGGAUGGCGGCGGGCGGCGGCUCCCCGAGCAUCGUCGAGUUCUUCGGCGGGGAGGAUGGCUACCGCUGCGGCUACUGCAGGAGCGACACCGGCAACAUCUCGCACGGUAUGUGGGCACAUUCGAUGACAGUUCAAGAUUACCAGGAUCUCAUAGACAGAGGAUGGCGAAGAAGUGGAAAAUAUGUCUACAAACCUAUCAUGAAUCAAACGUGUUGUCCUCAAUACACAAUAAGGUGCCGGGCUUUGCAUUUUCAGGCCUCCAAGUCCCACAAGAAAGUUCUGAAGAAAAUGUUGAAAUUUAUUUCCAAAGGAGAUGUGUCAAAGGUAGCGAGUGAAGAAGAGCCGAUGGAUUCCCAUAUAGAGGAUGUGGCCACGUGUGAUUUUGCAUACAAAAGUGAAUCUCAGGUCAGUCAGUCUGACCUGACUCCCUUGGCUGUGGAUCAGGCUGAGAGGGUGGAGAAUGAAGAUGAGGACUCAGGAGAAACAAAAGAAGAGGGCAAUGUGCAGAAGGUGGAAUCAGAUUCUGUUCAGGUCUGUGCAGACAAGGACACCCCAGUCCCUGCAGAACCAUCACAUUCAGCUAAAGCUGUUCAUGCACCACCCAAGCCAGGGAAAGGGGCUGAUCUGAGCAAGCCCCCGUGUCGGAAAGCAAAGGACAUCAGGAAAGAGAGAAAACUCCAGAAGCUCCUGCAGAACCAGAUGGGCACAGCAGAAGGCUCUCAACUUCAAGGAGAUCAAACUUUCCUCUUGCAAAACUCUAAAUCUAAAACAAACCAGCCUAAAAACAUUGAAGACUUUGUUUUUGUCCCUCUACCUGAUGAUGCACGACACAAAUUAGAGGUGAGGGUGGUGAGAUCAUCUCCACCAAGUUCACAGUUCAAAGCCACAUUUCAGGAGUCUUACCAGGUCUAUAAACGUUACCAGAUGGUCAUUCACAAGGACCCACCUGAUAAACCAUCCAUAAAUCAGUUCACACGAUUCCUCUGUGAUUCCCCUCUGGAGGCAGAGCAUGCCCCAGACGGACCAGAGUGUGGCUAUGGCUCCUUCCACCAGCAGUACUGGCUGGAUGGGAAGAUCAUUGCUGUUGGUGUCAUUGAUAUCCUGCCCUACUGUGUGUCCUCAGUCUAUCUGUACUACGACCCAGACUUCUCUUUCUUAUCUUUGGGAGUCUACUCUGCAUUACGGGAAAUCGCUUUUACCAGACAGCUUUGUGUAAAAGCUCCUGAUCUCUGUUUUUAUUAUAUGGGUUUCUACAUUCAUUCAUGCCCCAAAAUGAGAUACAAGGGUCAGUACAGGCCCUCUGACCUGCUGUGCCCUGAGACCUACGUGUGGACACCCAUUGAGCAAUGCCUGCCCCUGCUCGAGCACUCCAAGUACUCCCGCUUCAACCAGGAUGGAAAAGCAGUCGAUGAAGGUCGCCUGAAGGAGCUGGGCAGGGUGAGGGUGCUGCACAAGAGAACCGUGAUGCCUUACAGCGUGUACAAGAAGAGGAGGAAGGGGCCCAGUGAUGAGGCCAGUGUCCAGCAAUAUGCCAGCCUGGUGGGACAGACCUGCUCAGAGAGAAUGCUGCUGUUCAGGAGCUGAAGCCCCACGAGAUGGCAUUUCAAUGGCCCCACAUUUCAUUGCACUGCCCCUGGGUGAUGUGUACCAUAGUCGUGUGCUGGUGUGCCCACUCAGACAGGCUGAAACACAGGUAUAUAGCCAGGCUUGUGUCAAUACAUGGUGCUGUGUGUAAAGGCCAGCUCCAGUAAAUCUUACAGCAAGGCUUUAGCAAUAUAAGUUUAGAAAAACACGCUUGCGGUAUAUUUUAAUUAAGUAGUUCUAGCCUUUCUAUGCAUUAUGAAUAAUUCUAAGUAUCUAAGCAAAAUGAAAAACAGGUGUCUUUUUUUUUGUUUUUUUUGUAGAGAUGAAGGUUGACUAAAUCUAGAUCAAGAAUCAUUAAGUUACAGAUGUUUUCAAAUAGCACCUUGGGUAUCUGUUGUUAAAAAUUGCUGUGAAAUUUGUGCUCACAUUUGUAUGCUCCUAAAAUCUUGCAAGAGGACUGAAAUGUGCUAUUACUUUCCAGCAUGAUACCAUUUUAUUUCAGCAGUAUGUUUAAAAAACAGGAAGGAAUUAUUUUCACUGCACAUUCUUCAUUUGUUUAAAGCAGUAAGUCAGUGUCAGAGGUCCCAGUGAGUGUAGGAGUUCGUGGCAGGGGAUGCAGUGCUUUGGAAAACUUUUCCCUUCAGAGAAGAAGCAGAACAGUUGCACUAUAAAUAUACCAAAGAUAUGCAGCCAAGUGGCACAGUGGUUUUUGGUAUAAGCCUUAUCCUUUGUCUAACAAGAGUGGGUAUUUCAAUGCACGUGGCUGAUGUGAAAUAGAGCUCGGGAGGGUUAUCCUGCAGCUCUCAGUGCACAUUUCAGAACUAUGCUAACAAAAACAAGACAUAAGGUACCACUGCUGGGUUUUGUUGCAGGUGCUUUUUUUUCUGUAGAAUUGUACAGGAAUUAAAUACCAUAUUCCAGCUUUUUUACUGACUGUUUUGUUUCUGGUGCAGCAGCUCAUGGGUUAACACUUUUAAUAACAUUUUAGUAAAUACUUCUGUUGGAAACACAGGAAGUUGUGAUCCUUUAUGAAAGCACUUUAUUAUCUCAUAUAUGAGCGUUGUCUGUGUCCCCAUUAAGUCAUAUAAGUUGGAGGAAUUUGGGGAAAUAACACUGUUGUAUAAUUCAGUAAUGUAUUACAACAUUGUAACAUUACCAAUGCAUUUGUGCUUCUUAUCUUCUUGGAUAACAGGGGCUGGUAUUUACCUUGAAUCCACUUGGAGUUUCCUGUUAGCCUUUGAACAAAGAUUCUUAUUCAAGGAUGUGUGGGUGGUUUUCCCCCAGAAAGGAAACAAAUUCAGUUUUACCCUGUGAGGGUUACGUCUCCUGUCAUUCAUGGAUUCAUUGAUUUGAUUUUAAACACUUGGCCACUAUUAUUAAUCAUUAAUUUUUAUGUGGAGCAGAUGUAAGAACUGGGGAAUCAAGUGCAAUGCAGGUUUAACUUUGUUUUUCAUAUCUGUUUGAUAUGAAAUUAGUGUAUAUUGCAAUAUUAUUGAUAGUCCAGCUUCAAUAGCAACUUUAAAAAGUCAUUUUCUGUUUUAUUAAUUGGGCUGUGCAGUAUUGAUCUGCUUCCAGAAUGGUCAUUCACGUCAGCAUCAAAUCUGGUGUGUGUUUAUCUGUGGCCUGGUACUGAGAGGUUUCUUUGCACUGUUCCUUCUGGUUUGUCCAUGCCUUACCUCAGCCUCCUGCCAUGGGGAGAAGCACUGAAUAAUCCUCAUGAAGAUCAUUAUGAAGAAUUCCUUUCUGUGGAGAAAAUGCUUUUACCACUCUGUUAAACAGUGUAACACUUUCUGCCUACACAGUGUGCUGGAAAGUGGUGAUGCCCAUAUGGCUUGCAACCAAAAUAAAUGAGAAAACCUUUUUAUGUGAUACAAAACCAGUUAACAGGCACUGAGGAGUUUCACUAUGAAUUGCAAAAUCUUAAAGGUUAUCAAAGCCAUUUAAUGAUGGGCUCCUGGAGAAGUUAAAGUUUCUGUUCAGUUUCAAGGGAGCAGACUUAGUGUCCCCACUGAGGGUUCCAUCUCUUUGUGCCCAUAUUUGUCACUGAUAUGCCUUGGAUUAGACUUUUUUCUGAUGCUGUUUCUCUUGGGGAGCUUGUAAGGACUGCAGUUAAAGGAAGGGGAGAGAAGUAUCAACCUAAAACCUGAGCACAGCUUGAGGUUGUCCUUGGUGUGGGCACUGGGGGUAAAUGAGCAUUUCUGUGAGUCUGAAAUGGUGCUGUCACCUUCUGACCCCCUGGCACUGCAGCACCACGGCACACUGGGCUCCUGCUCUACUCAAAUAUGGAUUCAUAUUAAAAAGCAAAACCAGGCAGCACCGAGAUUAACUCCAAACUGAGUUCAUCUCCUGUGGUUUGCUGAGAUCUGACUCACUUUAGUGUUAUUUUAGAAGGAAGCUGGGGCAGUAUUUUUGAGGACUGAUGCCUCUAUCCCUGUUUUUGGAAGGGAGACAGAGGCUGAGGAUGAAGUUCUGUAAAUUUUGCCUGUGACUUCAGUGGAGCUGAAAAUUCACCACUAUUACAAUAUUAUUUAAUAUAUUGUAAUUGACAAUUACUGAAUUUAGAGAUAUUUAACUUAGCACAGAAUAUUUUGUAAAAGUUUUUUUUUGUCUGUAGCUGGUUUGUGAGAGUCCAUCUCCAGUGUAAGGUUGCCUUGUUCUGUCAUCUGUUGAUAAACAAGCAUAAAAUGGUGAUAAGAAAAUGCAGAAUUGUGACCAGUGCUAAAAAAUGGCAUUUUUUGUUUUAGUUGGAAAGAAAUGGGAAGCUUACACAUGUCCAGUAUCAACACGUGUCAGUAAAUUCAAAACCUGCAUGUUGAGUUUGUAAUUGCUUUUUAGCAGGCCUGUUUGACUUGCAAAUGUAGAAAAUAAAGUUAUUUCCAGUCUCUGUGAAUUAUUAUAAGAAAUAAUAGCUCUGAAUGUGAUUUCUGCAUUAGUUUGUAGGAAUUUCAUUAUCCUGGAGAUUGACCAAGUGUCCAGUGAACAGCAAAAUCAAAGAAUCCAUCAAAGGGUUGCAGCCUUUAGAAGAGAGAACUUGCAAGUUUAAAAUCAUGUCCAAAACACAUGACCUGUGUUGGAAUGAAGUUUCAGUUCCAGCCAGCCAGAUUAAUGAAGGGAUUGCAUGAAAUAUAAUUGAUGCUUCUUUUCUGAGUAGAAUAAAAUAAAAUAAAAUAAAAUAGACUUUUCACAAAUGGAGACUAGAGAGGACCAGCUAUUUAUUUGAGUUCAGCUUGGUUGAACAAAAACCUGUCCCUGAAUUAUGGAGUCAAACCAGCAACACAGAAAUUUGGGUUGUGUGCAUAAAGAUAACUAGACAUUAACAUUAAUAUUACAAACAUUGCAUCAUUUGUGACUGCAUGAGGCAGAAUUCCAGCUAAUUCUGGAUUCCUGAAGGAGGCUUUUCUCACAGCCCAGCACCAGCCUGGCUUGAAAUGUUGGUGGGACUUUUUCUGUUCCAUCGUUCCUGUGGGCUCCACAUCCAUCAACCUUUUCCAGAUUCUGUGGAUUUCUUUGCCAGGUGAUCACUCUGAAGCUCCAGCCUGAUCAGCCAAUGUUUCUGAGUUCCUUCUCAUCCUGGUUCUCCCAGAUAAUCCCCCAGACAGGAUUUUGUGCUGUCCUGAUCAGACUCUCCACCCAAGCCUUAAUGUCUCUCUGCAUAUGGAAGGGUGGAGGCAAUUUUCAGGGCAGAAAUCUUCACUUUUCAGGGAAUCACCAACAUUUCCCAAAGCAUUUUGUAGCCACAUCUUCUACCAAUAUAUUUAUAGAGCUGCACCUUCAGUCACACUGAGUGUAAAAUGCUGAAUUACCUUUGCAUUUUCCAAAUGAUUUCAGUUUUUUUAAGUUAGUCACAAUGAUGGAUAGCAAGAGCAGAUGUACAAUAGUAACUCAUCCUAAAUGUAGCUAAUUGUGGUCAGUGGAUUUCUAAAAGUGUUCUAGAAAUUAAUCUACUAUAUACAUUUUGUAGUACAGUUAAAGUUCAUCUCGAAGUGAGAGCUUUGUUUUCUAACAGCAUUAAAAUAAGAAUGGAAAUGAAUUAAAUUAACAUGUAAGCCUGAGUUCAGCAUACAUUAAUGCUCUCUGUACUAAUACAGAACAAUCUGAACUCUGAAAAUGCCCUUGCUGCUGAUCUCAGACAAGUAGCAGCUCAGAAGCUUUCUGGCUGGAUUUUUUCUGGUUAUGUUUUACUGUUUUGAUGUUUAUUCAUUUCCUUAUUAGAACUAUUCCCAUCAGAUUUUUGUACUUCCCAUCAGUUAUUUCCACUUCAGUUUUGACACAUAAUACAUGUGUCUGCCAAAAGCCCUGCUGAGAGAUUGCUAUCAGGACAAAAGAAAGUGUUGGAAAGUCUGUUAAGCAGUGAGAAGAGAGCAGGGUCCACAGGGACAGUCAGUCUGCAACCUUUGUGCUGCAGAAAAAGCGGGAUUUAUUUAUAAUUUAGUCCGCUGCAGGCUUAAAUAAAUGUGUCAGAUUUCAUUCAUUUCCCUUUGUCUGUGACAUCUGAUUGUCAUUGUCCAGGAAGAAUCAAUGGUGCAUUGUGGAACAGGAAAAUAAAUGAAUAAAUGCACUGCA